AUGGAACUGUCUACAAAUGAUAAUUACCUAGAUGGGCAACUAGUUGCAGUAAAGCUUUUGGGCAAAGCCAUGGGAGAUGGAGAAGACCCGGUGCAUCGGGUGGGUUUUGACGCUGCAAGCUUCACUAUAGUGCUUUCUGUUAUGAGGAAAAUAAGGGCAUACCGUGCAUUGUAUAUUCUCAACUGGAUUUGUCGGUAUCUCACACAACCCCAUUUCAAUGGAUGGAUAUUUGGAAAAGCAAUUCCAAGCUUUAAUUGCCAGCAUGAGCAUCACCUACCUGGCUUGGCGUUUGAAGCUUCAAUUGCCAGCAUGAGCUUCAAAUGCCAGCAUAAGCAUCACCAAGCUUCAAUUCCCUUUCUACCCUUCACUUGCAGGUCGAUGAUUUGUCAAGAAUGUUCAGACUAUUUUCCAAAAAUACCCCAUGGAUUGGAUCCUAUCUCUAGUAUGCUUAAAAACCAUGUUGCUGCUGAAGGCACAACCUUGGUCAAACAGGCAGAAGAUGCUGCAAGUAAUAAGAGAUUGCAGGUUGAUCCUCCUACAUGGCCAAUAAUGAUCUUUAGGAUCUGCUAGAAGGAUUGGAGAUUGCAGUUAAGCUUCUAUCUAAGACUUCACCCCAAGGACCUGAUGAAUUUAAGCUAGCAAUGUUUUACUUGAUUUGGAAAUAAACCCUAAGAUAUCAUAUUUUGGCAUGGCUAGAAGCUUUGGAGGAAAUAAGACUCAAGCAAAAGUAAACACACAAAGAGUUGUUGGCACAUAGUAAGCUAGAUAAUGCA
Molecule: messenger RNA, 773 nt
Organism: Lactuca saligna
Lineage: Eukaryota; Viridiplantae; Streptophyta; Magnoliopsida; Asterales; Asteraceae
Source: the annotation of a GenBank genome assembly